AUGGUAUCAGGUGGAGGGAGUGUCGUCAGGCGUGUAGCGUCAGAGGAGGUGGCGUCUCCGACGCACGCCUACGUUACCUAUAACGCAGUGAACGGCCAGGAGGCUGCCGACGCCUCCGGCGAAGCGGUUGCGGGCCCGAUGGUGGAGGAGAUCGAGCCCUACUCGGACGAGCGUAUCAUGAGCCUCGUCGAAAUCGCACCGGCACCCGGCAAAGGAAGGUGUAUGUACGUACGAAACGCCUACGAGCCGGGAGGGCUCAUUCUCGUCGAGAAGCCGCUCUUCGUCAUCGUUCCGGACAACAACAUCGAGUUAUGGAACACCAUCAACUCGCUCCAUGAACGCCAGCUGCUGCAGCUGUCGCCGCUCUGGCACCAUGCAGCGCUCAUCACCAUCAUCACCGGCACUAAGGAGCAAUUGGAGAUCAUGCGAGGGAAGUGGGUCUUAGAUCCGGACCCGCCUGUGUCGGAAGAUGUCUAUCGCAUUUUGGAAGCAACCUGCGUGGCUCAGGCUGACGGCUCGUUCGUCUACUCUAACCAAGUCGUGGUGGACCCCAAGUUGUACCAGUUCCUGCUGCAGGUGUGGCCGCUCAACGCCUUCGGCCACAGCACGGACCCGAACGGCCUGGUGAUAUACAACAAAAUAUCCUUCUUGGCACACAGCUGCGAUGCGACUGCCUGCUGGCACCACCUGGGAGACGACUAUUUCAUACUGCGUGCCCGAAGGCGCCUGCGGCCGGGCGACGAGCUGACGAUAUCGUACCUCGGCGAGUCCGACCUGCUCUGCCCAACCCACAAACGCCGCGAGCUGCUGUACAACUGGUCCUUCCACUGCGAGUGCCCGAGAUGCGUCAUCCCCGUAGACUCUGCGCGUGGCUUCCUCUGCAAGGUGUGCCACUACGGCCGCGUGGGAUUCUACUACGACAGCGGCAGCACCAAGAUGGCGAGCAACGCAUGCACCCUAUGCGAGUACGUCUACACCGAUGCCGACAUAUCGGAGUACCUGGAGCUGGAGCGGGCGUACGUGGAGCGCAUCGAAAGCAUCGACCCGAACGACCUGUGCGACAUCCAACAGGUCUACAACCACGCGCGCAACGUCUUCAAGCAACACUGGUGUCUGUACAAGCUGGAGACGCUGUUGUUCGAGUGCUUCAAGGAGCGCGGCGAGGCCGACAUUGCGCGCCACUACCUCCAGCAGCGCAUACUGUACGCCGACACGGUGAUGAGACGGCCGCUCUACUGUCUAGCGUUCAUGCAUGAGGAAUAUGCCGACAUGCUGGUGGCUUCCGCGGGGCUGGACCUGGAAAGCGAGCAGGUCCAGGAGGUCAAGGUGAACGCCGACGUGCUGAUGACCAUCAUGGACAGCUAUUUCCGCGCUGCGGCGCUCCUGGCGGUGCUGUCUGGACUACACCAUGCCUACUACUACACCGUUCUGGUUGGUUUAAUGCAGGCGAUUGUCACGUGA
Molecule: messenger RNA, 1461 nt
Organism: Babesia bigemina
Lineage: Eukaryota; Apicomplexa; Aconoidasida; Piroplasmida; Babesiidae
Product: SET AND MYND DOMAIN CONTAINING protein, putative
Exons: 7
Coding region: 1-1461 (486 amino acids)
Molecular function (GO): protein binding
Source: RefSeq, a predicted model, not a curated record